Puntigrus tetrazona (Sumatra barb) is the source of this 1617-nucleotide messenger RNA. RefSeq names its product mitochondria localized glutamic acid rich protein b (gene mgarpb). Gene Ontology annotation, biological process: anterograde axonal transport. The record is from RefSeq and is a predicted model, not a curated record. The transcript has 7 exons. Bases 80 to 1270 code for a protein of 396 amino acids. NCBI's taxonomy places the organism in Eukaryota, Metazoa, Chordata, Actinopteri, Cypriniformes, Cyprinidae. Gene Ontology annotation, cellular component: mitochondrion.
GAUCAGUCCGCGAGAGAGACACGCUUUUGCCGACUGAAUUUGUUAGUUGGAAGUUUUCAGUAAAUCCACAACAGGGAAAAUGAUGUUCUGCAGAGCGGCUUGGCAAAGACUUGCGCCUCUGGCGCGCAAAACACUCACUCCUUUCAGCAAUGCGUUAUUCCCUGCGCGACAGAUGUCCUUUGGUCUGCCAGCAUCCGGCACAAACAUAGCUUAUGUGUUACUUGGUGGAAGCUCGCUUACUGCUGCUCUUGUUUAUGCCUAUAAAACAAUAAAUUCUGACAGUGCAAGAUAUAAUGAAAGAAUUGCCCAACUCGAGGCCAGACCUAAAAGUGAGGAGGGAGCAGUGGCCGAGAUAUCCUUGGUAGCAGAAGCAGCUGCGCUUGUGGAAACCACAGCAGCCGAGGAGAUUAAUGCAGAGGCUGAACAGACCCCAGAACCCGUGGAGGCAGCGACCGCAAUUGUAGAAGCAGUAGCGGCUGAUGCUGAGGAACCUAGUGCUCCUGUUGUUGAGGAUGUCGCUGUGGCAGCUGAUCUUAUUGCUGAAACAACCGUUAUCCCAAUGUCUGACCUACCGAGCACUGUGAAAAUCCUGGCUGGAUCUACAGCAGAGAUUGCAGCUGCUUCAGUCGGUGACCAGCACCUGGUGUCUGCGGUGAGACUGGCUGAGGAAAACAAUUCUAUGGAGACCCUCAACGGGCUGGAAGCUGCUGAUAUUAAAGCAGAGCACCCAGCAGAAGUGCCCGAGGAAGCUGUGAUUGAGGAGCUCGUGAUAGAUAGACCGAAUCUGAAAACAGAAGAAAAAGAACAGGAGGAAGCGCCAGAUUCAAUUCAUUUAGCAGAAGAGACUGUUGUUGUGGCAGAUGACCAUGUCAAGUCCGAGGCAGACAUCCCCGCUAGAAGCCUCGCUUCGUCAGAAGAGGCCCUCGUUACAGAUGUGGAGAACAUUUUGGAAUCGCAAGAAGACUCGACAGAAGAAGACUCUGUCUCUGGAGCUGCAGGGGUGACAUCAGAAACAGUGGAGGAAGCGGGUCAGGAAGUGGAAGAAUGUAAAGGUUUGUGUCAUGAGUCAACGGAAACGGAGCAUGUAGAUCUCACAGCACCAACAGCAGAUCCGGAGGAAUUAUUACAGGCUACGGGUGCAACAGAAGCUGCAGAAGAAGUAAUUGUCACGGAAAUGACGCAGGAUGCUGUGGAGAAUGCUAAACCUGUUGAGGCAUCAGAUGAAGCUGUUGAAAGUGGAAAUGUUGCAAUGAGAAUGACACAAGCCUGAAGUGAAUGUACCACACCUGAGAUACCGAGACACUGAAAACCAGUCAAAUGAACACAAUCUGUGAUGUUAUACAUACACUAAAGUUAGCAUAUAGUGCUGCGGUUACUGUCAUAAAAAAGACUAACUGAAUCGCAAAUUAAUGAAUGACUAUUGUCUCCUUAAUGUUCUUAUUUUACCUGAAAAUAGAUACUUAGUUCCUUUGAAACAUUUUUAUGUUUAUUUGAUCUAAUUUUGUGUCUCUGGAUAACCAGAGUGAUCUGUGACACUGUAUUACGCUGAAAUAAUGUUUUGUGGGCACAUUCAUGUUGUUAGAUUGUUUUAACAUGAGUAGAAAAAAAAAUUGAAUA